UGUUUUCUGUCAGUGUUAUUUUUUCCCUACUGAACCGUCUCACUCAGUCAAUAAACCAGCCAUCGCGACGACACGUGGAAUUUUUCAUUAGCUUGCCCUGCAGCUGGUUAUUGCCUGUGCACUCUUUUCCGCCCUCUCUCUCUCUCUCUCUCUCCCUCUCAUCUCCUCCCUUUCUCACGCUCUCUCUCUACUUCCCUAGCUCUCUCUCACACUCUUUUUCUCCCUCCCUCUGUCACGGUCUCUGCUGCCCGCUCACUCCUUCUCUCUGUCCCGUGUGCUGGUGUCUGGCUCUCCGUUUAACCGGAGCCCCCAGCCUGGCCAAUGGCGGGCUCCUACACUGUGGUCAUCCUCCCUCUGCACAGCAGUCUUCACAGUCUGGACGCUCUCCGCUUCUUCCUCUGGCUGAAGAGGCUGAAGGAGCUGGAGCGGGAGAAGGACUGCCUGUGGACCGGACUGCAGGUCCUGGAGCAGGGCCGGCUGUGGUACGAGGACCGGCUGCUGGAGAACCGGGAGAGGCAGGGCUUCGCCGGAGAGGGCACGCGCGACGAGGCGCUUCCCGCUGAGUGCUGCUGGCACCAGAGUGGCCACGGGGGGUGCCAGACACGCAGCGCUCCGUGGCUGCAUCGGAGUCUUCCAACGUUCAAUGAGGACCCUUCCCGAUCGUGUCUCCUCAGGUCUCGUAUGCAGAGGGUGAACGGAAGUCUGGGGAAUCUCAUGUGUGACCCCAAAGUGGCUGCUGGCCCAUGCCCAGAAGAGAGCUGGGACUCUGUGUCUAACCUGCGAUGGCAGAACACGCUGCUAAUACAGGAGGUGAGUGAGAAGAGCCGUGAGAUCUCCCGGCUGGAGCAGGAGAGAGACGGCCUGCUCCAACAGCUCGAUGAGCUGGAGGCUUCCUGACUGACCAGCCCACUCUGGAACAUAAAAACCCACUGCUCACACUUGUUUAUACUCCAAUGCACAUUUUUUCAUCACCAGUUCUUCACUCUCAGAUGGUGAGAACAGCUAUUAAUGUGUACUACUGGCAAGCAAUGAGUCACAUUUCUGUCAGAAUUUUCAGUACUCAUUGUAAAUAUGUAUGGAAGAAAUAUUAUUUGAUUACAUACUGUGUAUACAAAGAUUUUCAUUAAUAUAACUGGGUGCUUACUAAAUGUAAAAAUAAAUACCAAAUGUUUGAGGGCCUAUUAAAGUUUAUUUAUGAAAGCUAUAAAUUAGAUAUAAGCUAAAAGUUGGAUACUAUAUCAGCACAGGUUUUUCUUGCCGGUUUAGACAAAACACUGUACCAAGUAGAUUCUCGUUUGGGAAUCAGAAAUUUGUCUUAUUUUGUACCUCCAGUGGUAUCAGUUUCCAUAGUUUUGUCUGACUGGUGAUUUCGAUGUUUUUCACAUUCUGAUCAUAUAGCAGCCCUGUAGGAGAGAAGUGUUGAAGUUGUCUGUCCCUAAACGCUGCUAGAGAAUCACUAUUAAUACUAAAUAGCGGUUAGGCCUGGAGGCAGAUGUUGGGUCUGUUAGUAGCAACUCCAGGUCAACAACAGAAUAGAUGCAUUGUGAGAAAUGAAAUGUCAGUAAUGGUGAAUCGCACAGUAGAUGGCAGCACUUGCCCAGUUUGAUGCACGCAACCUGUGAUGCCUGAGUAUAUGCUAAAAGAAAAAUUCACACACACAUAUCCUCCUAGAUAAAUUCAAUUUAUAUGUAAAUAAAUGUAAAAUGGACAGUGUUUUGAUGUUUAUCAUGUACAGGAUUUUAUUCUAAUGCACAAAUAAAAUUGGGUACAUCACA
Molecule: messenger RNA, 1775 nt
Organism: Conger conger (European conger)
Lineage: Eukaryota; Metazoa; Chordata; Actinopteri; Anguilliformes; Congridae
Gene: sapcd1
Product: suppressor APC domain containing 1
Exons: 4
Coding region: 322-897 (191 amino acids)
Source: RefSeq, a predicted model, not a curated record